AUGGUUGGAAAAAAAGAAAUCAGGAAGCUGACUUACAAGAUGCCUGUUGCAGUGGCCAACUCGUUUUCCUAUCAAAAAAUGCAAAUAAAAUCCGAUCAGCAUGUGUCGAUGAUGUUUUCUUACCAUCGCAGCAUAGGAAGCAUCUAUUCGUUGGAGCUUUGUCUGAAUCUUCAAGAAAUUGGUGGAAGCUCAUCCAGUUCGAAUAAUGUGGAGGGUGUGAGAAAUGUUGGGGCGGCUGAUUUUGUUCUGGCUCGGGAUACUAGUAGGGCCUCAAGUCCAAGUUUCAACGCGUUCGUCCCGCGGGAACAGAGUGCUGGUAUUCGUGUAGCACGCCCCGCCCCUUCUACACAUUUUGGGGUCGAUAUGGUUCUUGAUGAUGCUAUUGCAGAUUCGUCUGACGAGGAUGACAUUGAAGAUUUCAGUGAUGGUGAGGCAGAAGCCGUUCCGGAGACGCAGCCUCUGCAUGAAAAUGCUGUUCCGGCAACACGGGUUGAACCGGUAGGUGGUGGUGUAUCAUCAACCACUCCAGCACACUACCUGUCCCUAAAUCUUGGAGCAAUGCAUUCCAGUAACGCAGAGGACGGACCGAGCAACUACCCUUUGUCAGGAGAGAUGGAGCUCGAGAUUGGGUUAAAAUUUCCUAAUCGGGAAACAGCGAUGCUAGCAGUCAAAAACUACAACAUCCUCAGGAGUGCAGAAUAUAAGGUGGUAGAGUCAGACCAAACUAGGUACGUAUGUCGAUGCAAGCAGUUCGGGGAUCAAUGUCGCUGGAUGGUACGGGUUGCGAAGACGAGAUCCUCUAGAUUUUGGGAAAUCCAUAAGUACGUAGGGCCUCACAGUUGCUUGGCAAGUUCAAUGUCUCAAGACCACGCUCAACUUGACAGCAAUGUCAUCUGUCAGCACAUAUUUCCCAUGGUGCAUGCUGAUGCAACAAUAUGUGUAAAGGUAUUGCAAGGAUCGGUAGAGUCAGCGUACGGUUACAAGGUGUCAUACAAGAAGGUUUGGCACGCGAAGCAAAAGGCAAUCGCAAGGAUCUAUGGCGAUUGGGACGAGUCGUAUGACCAGCUGCGUAGAUACCUCACUGCUCUGCAGGCUUUCGUCCCAGCUUUUAGGCACUGUAAACCACUGGUGUCAGUGGAUGGAACACACCUGUAUGGUAAGUACGCAGGCACCCUUCUCAUGGGCAUAGCACAGGACGGCAAUAACAACAUUCUACCGGUGGCUUUCGCACUAGUUGAGAGAGAGAACACAGAUUCAUGGUACUUCUUCCUCACCAAUUUGAGGAGGCAUGUCGCAACUCGGCCAGGAGUUCUGCUUAUAUCCGACAGGCAUGCGGCAAUAAAGGCCGCAUUGGAGCGUGAGGGGUGUGGAUGGGAACACAAUGUGUAUUGUGUACGACAUAUUGCCUCCAACUUCGCAACCAGUUUCAAGAGUAAGGAAGCCAAAAGACACCUGGUGAAUGCUGCAUAUUCGAAAACGCAAGAGCAGUCGCAGUACUACCUAGAGCUUAUUAGUAGCGAAGAUCCGGUUACAUCUCCGCAGAUGAUGGAGUGGAUCCAAGGGUUAGAGCCACCUAAAUGGCUGCAGCACCUUGAUGAGGGCCGGCGAUAUGGUCACAUGACAACCAAUCUUUCUGAGUGUAUCAACUCCGUGCUGAAGGGUACUAGAAAUCUACCAGUCUGUGCAAUUGUGAAGUCUACUUACCAUCGCCUGAAUGAGUUGUUCGUCCUCAAGGGUCGGCAAGCACAAGCGCAGAUUGCAAGCGGUCAGGUGUUCUCAUAG
Messenger RNA from Arachis ipaensis, 1782 nucleotides. RefSeq lists its product as uncharacterized. Lineage: Eukaryota; Viridiplantae; Streptophyta; Magnoliopsida; Fabales; Fabaceae. The record is from RefSeq and is a predicted model, not a curated record.